AUGCCGUCUAAGAACCACUCGAAGAAGAAGUCAGACAACAAGCAUGCCGACGAGCAUGCCAAGGAGACGCCGACACCGGCUGCUCCUCAGAAGAGCAGCGAAGAGAGCUUCCAUCUGGACGACGAGAAGAUCCGCCAGGUCUUCAAGAAGUACGACAAAGACGGCAGCGGCUACCUGGAGUUCGACGAAGUCAUGAUCCUCGCAACCGAUCUCUACGCCAAGUUCAACCCUGAUGCUCCUCCCGUCACUGGGGACCAGCGUGAGGUCGUUGCUAAGAAACUGAUGGAGAGGAUUGACCAGAAGCACGGGAACGACGAUGGGCGCCUCUCCUUUGAUGAGUUCGUUCCUUGGUAUGCAACUGCGGCGGAGAAGUACUGGAAGAUGACCCAUACUUCCCCCAACGAUACCCCGGCACCUAAGCCCAAGGCAGAGCCUGCAGCAGAGCCGCCAAAGGAGCGUGUGAAACUUGGGGCAGCCGCAGCCCCAACCUUGCCUGUGCCUCCACCAGCUGAUACAAGCUCGCCCUCCGUCGCCGUCUCGUCUUCUUCAGCUUCGAGAAGCACCACCGGACCAGCAAACGGCUUCAACGCCAACUCCAAGCAGCCCACGGGAGAUACCGUCAAGAUGGAAGAUGGAAGCACUUGGGUCACUUCCCUUGAGCAGGCUGUUCAGGUCCUGUCAGAGGGAAAGACAAAGAUUCUUGUCGCAAGAAGGAUUGGGCUCAAGGAUGCUGGCGCGAAAACGCUGGCUGAUGCACUGAAGAAGAACAAGGGUUUGGAAGAGAUCUACCUGUGCCAGAAUGACAUUGGUCCUGCCGGAGCUAAGGCUCUUGGCGAGGCCAUCGGAGCGCACGGUUCUUUGAAGGAGGUCUACCUCGGGUACAACCAGAUCUUGGAUGAAGGUGCUCAGGGCCUGGCAGAAGCCGUGGCGUCGUGCAAGACCCUCAAGGUGAUUGACAUCGACUACAACGGGAUCACCGGCGACAUCCCACAGAAGGUCGCAGCCAUCAACGCCUGCUGUGACUACUUCAACGGUGGAGAGAAGGCCAAAAUCGUCACCUCGCUCAGCAAGAUCAUGUGCUGA
Messenger RNA from Guillardia theta CCMP2712, 1083 nucleotides. RefSeq lists its product as hypothetical. Gene Ontology annotation, molecular function: small GTPase binding; calcium ion binding; GTPase activator activity. The coding region runs from base 1 to 1083 and encodes 360 amino acids. The record is from RefSeq and is a predicted model, not a curated record. NCBI's taxonomy places the organism in Eukaryota, Cryptophyceae, Pyrenomonadales, Geminigeraceae. The transcript is spliced from 5 exons. Gene Ontology annotation, biological process: nucleocytoplasmic transport; activation of GTPase activity. Gene Ontology annotation, cellular component: cytosol; perinuclear region of cytoplasm; nucleus.